GAUGCAUAUACAGCAUACACUACUAUCGAUAUAACCCAUCCGCUUAAACAGACGGGUUCGGACACCAUACAGUACCGGACAGAGAUACAAAAACAGAGAAGCAGAAAGUGUAAUACCCCAAAAUGAGGCUCACUCACGAUUUUGUUUCGAAUGCGCCAUCUCAUUUGAACCCGUUGAAGGAGAGAGAAUUGGAGCUUAGGGGACUUCAAAUACCCGUUAUUGAGAAUUUGGCAUCUCACCAAGGGACAUACGACACUCUCAACCUUAACGACAACUCCAUUACUGUUCUCGGUAACAUUCCCAAUUCACCACGAUUGCAAGCUAUACAUGCUGCCAACAACCAAAUAUCGUCAAUCAGCCCCUCAUUACCUCCUAAUAUCCCUAAUCUUGUGACUCUCGUUCUUACCGAUAAUGCUAUCUCAUCCCUCGCCUCCCUUAUUCCUCUCGAAACAUUGACAUCCUUACGGCAUCUCUCCCUCAGAGGAAACCCUGUAACUCAACAAGAACACUACAAGGAGUUUGUAGUUUGGAAGGUGGCCAAGGGAAACCUCCAUACUCUCGAUUUCGAACGUAUCAAAGACUCAGUCCGUGAAUCCGCCAGAAAACUCCUCACCGACCCGCUCACCUCCCUCCCCAACUCCCUUGCCCACCAGCUCUCAAUCCCCACGACAUCCAACAUUCCUGGCUCUACUUUGAGUAUCAAGGCUCUCCCUUCAAAUGGCGUGCAAAAGGGACCAGGUGCAAAGGGAAGGUUAAUGACACCAGAUGAGAAGAGAAGAGUUGUGGAGGCGCUUACUAGAGCGCAAACGGCGGACGAGGUGAGGAAGUUGGAGAGAAUGCUGGCAGAUGGAUUGGUUCCAGAUGGUGGUGUGGAUGAGGCAGUUGAGGGUGCCGUUGAGGUGAAUGGAUCAUAAGGACUGAGAGUCAGACGAAAAGUACAUACAGAUUGUCUAGACGAUGUUAUCGAUUUCGCAUGGACUUUCAUGUUACUAUA
This is a messenger RNA of Cryptococcus deneoformans JEC21, 994 nucleotides long. RefSeq lists its product as hypothetical. The coding region runs from base 123 to 914 and encodes 263 amino acids. Gene Ontology annotation, biological process: mRNA splicing, via spliceosome. The transcript has 8 exons. The record is from RefSeq and is a predicted model, not a curated record. Gene Ontology annotation, molecular function: U2 snRNA binding; protein binding. Gene Ontology annotation, cellular component: U2 snRNP. Lineage: Eukaryota; Fungi; Basidiomycota; Tremellomycetes; Tremellales; Cryptococcaceae.